AUGGACCUCCUCCACCGCAGCGCCCGCAGCUGGCCCGUCGAUUUCCGCGCCGGCGUCGGCGCCAUGCUCGACACCGUGGACGCCGAGUUCGCCGGCAAGGCCACCGACGACAAGCCCUCCGCCAGCUACCUCGUCCCGCUGCAGCAAUGCAUCUUCCGGUUCCUCUGCAAGGCGUUCGUCGGCGCCGACCCGUCCGCCGACUGGCUGGUGGACAACUUCGGCUUCACCAUCCUCGACAUCUGGCUGGCGUGGCAGAUCCUGCCCACCCAGAAGGUCGGCCUCGUCCAGCCGCUGGAAGAGCUCCUCAUCCACUCCUUCCCGCUGCCGUCCUUCCUCAUCUGGCCGGGCUACUACCUGCUCUACCGCUUCGUCGAGAAGCACGGCGCCGAGGCCGUCGCCUACGCCGAGACGCAGCACGGCAUCGGCAAGAAGGACGCCAUCAACAACAUCCUCUUCGUGCUCGGCUUCAACGCCUUCGGCGGCUUCUCCGUCUUCCUGCCCUUCCUCGUCGCCAAGGUCGGCGACGCCGCCGACGCCACGGGGCUGCGCCCGCGCCUGCGGAGGAGGAGGGACUUCGUGCUGCGCUCCCACGGCGGCACCGCGUACCAGGUGUCCAAGGGCGAGGUGCUGUGCGGGUACCAGCCGCUGGCGAUGCGGGACCCCGAGGUGUUCGACCGGCCCGAGGAGUUCGUGCCAGAGCGGUUCCUCGGCGACGACGGCGCUAAGCUGCUGCAGCACCUCUUCUGGUCCAACGGACCAGAAACGGCGCAGCCGGCGCCCGGGAAUAAACAGUGCGCCGCCAAGGAGGUGGUGGUGGACACGGCAUGCAUGCUGCUGGCCGAGAUGUUCCGGCGGUACGACGACUUCGUGGUGGAGGGCACAUCGUUCACCAAGCUCGUCAAGCGGGAGCCUUCUCCCAGCUUGUCGCCGGCAGCCGCCGCCGGAGCGCAACAGUGA
Molecule: messenger RNA, 957 nt
Organism: Miscanthus lutarioriparius
Lineage: Eukaryota; Viridiplantae; Streptophyta; Magnoliopsida; Poales; Poaceae
Source: the annotation of a GenBank genome assembly